AUGGCCAUGUUAGCCUCCCAGUCGCCAUAUCCAGCGAAUCUAUCGUCGGCGGGCAUCCAGCAGUCCUCGAUGCCAACGUCCGCUGGUCUAACUGGCCGGAGAGUCUUGGUCGUCCCCCCAAGCAACCAGACAUCUUUUAGCCCAACGGAAUCCGAGUUCUCGGAUUCCAUUGACGACCCCGACUCUGCAAAGCAUUGGGAUGAGGAGCGUGUCUGCGACUGGCUGCAUACAAUCAACUGCGGCGCCUAUGAGAAGCUGUUCAAGAAGAAUAAUAUUAAUGGAGAGAACCUGCUGGAGAUGGACAAGGCCGUCCUGCAAGAAAUGGGCAUCGACAAGAUUGGCGACCGUGUGCGCUUGUUCGUGAGCAUCAAGAAACUCAGGACGAAGGCAUAUGCCAAUCAGAAGAAGAGGAAUAGAGACUCAUUUGCUAGUCUCCAGAGUAGCCUCCUAUAUACGCCUGCGUCAUCUGCCUCGCCCAGACCUCCCACCUCAGCCAACCGUGCUGCAACAAAUAAUAAACGAUUCUCGAGACAGUACGACUCUUACAAUCUUGGUAGCCUAACGCCUGAAAUUUCCUCAAAGUCAAGCUCCCGUCCUAACUCCCCACUGCCGGAAGAAGCGCGAGUUAUCCGCCAACAACGGUACAAUGCGAUUAGCCCACAAGAUAUACGAAGAGACCAAGGCCAAGGAUACUUCCCGGCCACAUCUGCGAUAUCUUCUCAGUCCGCUCGGCACCCGGGCACUCCUCUCGACAGGGACCAGCCGCAGACAGCCCGCCUCAUCGGACACCACACUCGCGGAGCUGGCAGCAUAGAUGGGUCGUUAAUGUCGUCGUUACCAGAAGAUCAGGAUAUGAUUCGCGUCAUUGCCAAGGAUGGCUUGACCAAGGUCGUCAAAGUGACAGAUUGCAAGACAAUCGACGAGGUGAUGAGGUUGACCCUGCGGAAGUUCACCUAUCGGGAGGACCAUGAAAGGAAUUACUGUUUCUGGACCCUGGCUGGCCUCGAACCAGAUCCAGCAGCAUGUCGUCGACUCUUCGAACCAGAAUUAUGGCGUAUUAUUAGGGACUCGAAAAGACCGGAACGAAACCGUCUGAUUCUGCGCAAGAUCCACGCUGGAGAGCCUUCUGAAACGGAACUCCAACGCGCGGCGGAUAUCGCCAUGGAAGAGUCGGCCCAGUUACGUUCUCGGGCACUGGAAGGCACUGGCAAGCGGAGCCAGGUGAAGGCGCAGAAGAUCCUUGGAGAGCAGUGGGGUACUGGCCUACAAUAUCCUCUUUCUCCCUCCUCGUUCACGUCGAAUGUUUCCGCUGAGGAGCGUGAGCGAAAUGUCCACAACGCAGCCAAGGAUCUGGAACGACCACCUCCAGCGGAUGCUGCUCCUGUAAAAAGGAGGCAGGGACGGGGAAAGAACGAUGUGCUCCGACAAUUCUUUGGACAGAGGCCUCCCAGUGAGCUCAUCACAUCUGAUUUGACUACUUACUUCCCGAACCAUGCCAAGGAGGAGAUUGAUAAGACAGCCCGGUUAUCACUACGAAGAUCGAAGCGUCUCAGCAGAGUCAACAGCCGGCUGUCUGUAGCCAGCAACCUCAGCUUUGCAUCGAGUAUGAAGGAUGCACCUCCUAUGCCUCGCAUAGAAGAUACUUGGCUCCAGACCGGCCCCUCUGGCCCGAAACUGCGUGUGCUCGACCGCGGACACUCGGUAUACCGCGACUCGGUCUCUUCGUCAGUGUUGGAGCCACUCCAAGAGGAAUCGGCCAGCGAGCCCAACAGAAAAUCAUACGUCUCAUUUGACAGCGGCUCCGACACGCAUGUCAACAUCACCGAUCCGGAUGGACGCACUACGAGCAGCUACUUCGAAGAUGGUAGCACCGAAGCCGGCUCGCUGCGCGAAAUCAGCGAGGCACUCAAUGAAGAUGGUGAGGAGGCUGAUGAUGACUUGCAGAGUUUCUUGGCUGGUGACUCGUGGGAUGACAGCAAGUGGAUGAAGGGUGCUCUUAUCGGCCAGGGUUCCUUCGGCAGCGUCUAUCUCGCGCUCCACACCGUGACGGGAGAGCUUCUGGCUGUCAAGCAAGUCCAGUCGCUAUCUGCAGGUGUUGCCAGUGCCAACGACCAGAAGAAGAAGAGCAUGAUCGACGCCCUGAAGCGCGAGAUCGGCCUUCUCCGCGAGCUCCAGCACCCAAACAUCGUGCAAUACCUGGGCUGCAGUUCCUCCGCCGACUCGCUCAACAUUUUCCUCGAGUACGUCCCCGGCGGAUCCGUGCAGACGAUGCUGAACUCGUACGGCGCCCUCCGCGAGCCGCUCGUGCGCAGCUUCGUGCGCCAGAUCGUCACGGGGCUCGCCUACCUCCACGGCCGCGACAUCGUGCACCGCGAUAUCAAGGGCGCCAAUAUCCUGGUCGACAACAAGGGCGGGAUCAAGAUCUCGGAUUUUGGCAUCUCGAAGAAGAUGGAAGCUUCGAAUGUGCUCGGCGGCGCGGGGAACAGCAAGAACCGCCCCUCGCUACAGGGAUCGGUGUUCUGGAUGGCGCCGGAGGUCGUCAAGCAGACCAAGUACACGCGCAAGUCGGAUGUGUGGUCGCUCGGGUGUCUGGUCAUUGAGAUGAUGACGGGCAGCCAUCCGUACCCGGACUGCUCGCAGCUGCAGGCCAUCUUCAAGAUUGGGGGGAGCAAGGCGCGGCCGACGAUUCCGGAGGCGGCGAGUGAUGAGGCGAAGCGCUUCUUGGAUCAGACGUUUGAGAUUGAUGAUCGUGAUCGUCCGGAUGCGGAUGAGUUGCUGUUGAAUCCGUUUUUGAAUCCUUGUACGUAG
Pseudogymnoascus destructans is the source of this 2808-nucleotide messenger RNA. RefSeq names its product ATP binding (gene STE11). Gene Ontology annotation, molecular function: protein binding; ATP binding; protein kinase activity. The record is from RefSeq and is a predicted model, not a curated record. Gene Ontology annotation, biological process: protein phosphorylation; signal transduction. Bases 1 to 2808 code for a protein of 935 amino acids. The transcript is spliced from 2 exons. NCBI's taxonomy places the organism in Eukaryota, Fungi, Ascomycota, Leotiomycetes, Thelebolales, Thelebolaceae.